This is a messenger RNA of Dreissena polymorpha, 2237 nucleotides long. RefSeq lists its product as uncharacterized. Bases 646 to 1227 code for a protein of 193 amino acids. Gene Ontology annotation, molecular function: protein binding. NCBI's taxonomy places the organism in Eukaryota, Metazoa, Mollusca, Bivalvia, Myida, Dreissenidae. The record is from RefSeq and is a predicted model, not a curated record. The transcript has 2 exons.
AAAUUGGAGUUGGUGUAAAAUAGAGUAAAACUUAAUUCAUGACUGGUGACCUUUAUAGAUUUAUUUAAAGGCAUAAGAACACCGAAUCGGAACGAAAAAAAUAGUUACCGUCCGUAUAGCUAUGAAAUCGUUAAUUAGUUAAUGGUUGAAUGAAUUAUGUAUGUAUCAAAUAUAUAUAUGAAACUUGACUUCCGCUGACUAUGCGCAGAUCGUAUGUUUACAACGGAACCUGCGCAGUCGUCGAAAAUACCGCUAUGCGAAAUAAACCGAUGUCGUGAUAUAUAUCCCAGUUUGUUGCUGAACAGUCCAGAUAGUAUCGGACCGUUCGAGGCUUCACUUCUCGGGUUCAGUUUGUUGAAUAAAGUAGCAAAUAUUCACUAUGCAUCUACAGUGGAAGAAUUUGUGCCUGCUUUUUAACGUGAUUGUCGUCAUAUGUGCACGAGAGCCAUCGAGCCCUGCAUGCUCGAAAUAUGACUACGAGAGCGUUUACUACAAAGAGUUUUAAGAAACGAAUUGGCUCUAGAAACCACUCUUAGUGAUUUCAGAAAAACGAACGCCAAAGUUGUGGAUGCAUUACAGCGGUUAGAAGAUGGAAAAGUAAAAGUGGAGUCUACCUUGGCAGUUAUUGAAAAGAAGCAAAUCGAAAUGGAGUCUGCAAUGAGUGAUUUUAUUAACAAUUCUUCUAACAAUAUAAACUCGACGUUAGCUACAAGUGUGGGUACCAUGGUCAAAGCUGCUUCAGACAUAAAAGCAAAUGCUACAGUGGCGGUGCAGCAACUCGUAAAGGAAAUCCACCUUCUCAAAGACCAGUUAAAAGUCCUUACAAUAUACUUCCGUGCGCGAAUUACGAACUCUAAAACAUACCUAUCAUAUAACCAGGAUGUUGUCUUCCCGUCGGUGGAGGUCAACGAAGGUCAAGUGUAUGAUUCUUCAACUGGAAAGUCCACUGCCUCCGUCUCUGGAAUGUAUCAGUUCAGUGCGCAGUAUUGUGUUUAUGGCACGACAUAUGCUUACCUUGAAAUCGUGCACCAAGGCAAGACACUACAGAGGUCAUCUCACAGUGAUUAUCCUGCUGGUGGUUUUGCUAAUUAUCCAUGUGUGACUAUGCAGGUAUCAUCAUCGGUUGCCAUGGGACACCAGGUCUGGGUGCGCUCGACAGGAUCGACCACGUUGUACGCAGAUUCGCAAAGAUACACUUCAUUUUCUGGCACAUUGAUUCAUCUUUAACAACAAGAUAAAGACGUGCACCAUACUACACUUCGUGAAGAAGGAGACACUAGUUAUGUUUCUCUAUGUUUCGACUUAAUGGUAAUAUUUUAAUAUUAUAUUGGUUUGUUAAAUUUAAGAGUUUUCACGCAUAUCUGCUUGACAUAUAUACAUAUGUUUUUUGACAGAAUAGAAGUAUGUAAUGGUAUAUAAUGCAUGUAUUAUAUACAUAUGUAUACAAUUUAAUGAUGCUGCUAUAUAUAGUUUAAUUGUAUUUCAUUCAUGUUGGUUAUCGGUGUGUCGCGCGGGAUUGUUUCUUCAAAAAAUGAUAAUAACUUAUCAACAACCAACAAUUAACAACCAAGUAUAAACUGAAGACUUAUACAAAUUGAAAUCCUUUUUUAUGAUACAUCUGGAAUGCAGAUAUUGUAUUUAAAUACAAGUGUUAAAAAGUAUAUAUACUAGUAAAAAGAGAGUACAAUUAUUUAUAAUUUCUCACAUUGGCCAUGCUUCGUUGGUUCUUUCCUGGUUGCAUUUUCUAAUAAAACAUUGUUGUGCAAUGCGAGUCUUGUUUUUUCGACGACAAAUGCGAUUGGAAUCGUGUAAGUAACUUAGAAUGGUCAUUCCAAGAAAUAUAGUGGCACACCUUUUAGGCUCGUAGGAAGCUAAGAAACAUAGGGGCCGCGGACGGGGUUGAUGCGGGAGGAGUAUUCCCGCCUGACGGGAUUCUUUUUAAGUUUUGAUGUAAAACAAGGCUUUCCUGCGUUGUUAAAAACCUUAUACUACAUUUUUUUUUUAUAUUUAGUGUCAGAUUAGUCUUUGGCCCCAGCUUUAUUCAUAUUUUGUGUUUAUGUUGGUUUGUAUUGUGCUGUAUUGUGCUGUUUUGUACUGUUUGGGCAAUAGUUCACUUGCCUUAAAUAAAGGACCAACUAAUUGUUUUUAAUGAACAUUCAAUACUGCUCCAGCAGCUGGAGUUUCACUUCUUUAUUUUGAAUUAGGAUUACCACAACAGUUUUAACGUUUUUAUAUAG